Recurvomyces mirabilis is the source of this 549-nucleotide messenger RNA. RefSeq lists its product as uncharacterized. The record is from RefSeq and is a predicted model, not a curated record. Gene Ontology annotation, biological process: polyketide metabolic process. Lineage: Eukaryota; Fungi; Ascomycota; Dothideomycetes; Mycosphaerellales; Teratosphaeriaceae. Bases 1 to 549 code for a protein of 182 amino acids. The transcript has a single exon.
AUGUCGUCGACUCAACCUCCUACAGUCAUGUCCACUGAGCAGACAUUAGAAGAGCAAAGGAACAUCGACGUCUGCAAACAAUACAUGUCUGUGGCAUACUCACCCGAACACAACAAAGGUGGCGCAUCAGUAGAACAUCUCUGCCACGCCGACAGCUGGUUCUGGUCUCCCUCGACCUUUCCUAACUGCGAAACACCAAUGGCCUACGCCGACUCCCACGCUCACGUAAUGCGCUCCGUACCCAACCUCCACAUCCUCCGCUACGACCAGUGCUUCGCCAGAAACGGCCAUGUUCUACUACGCUACACUGCUGAGGGCGCCUUCAAGGGCGAGCCAUACAUGGGCAUCCAGCCUAAUGGCAAUCAUGCGCGCUGGAGCGCUGCUGCUAUAUUUGAGGUAGAGGAUGAGAAGAUAAAGAGUUUCACGAAGGAUUGGGAUCAGAAGGUCAUGCAGAUACAGCUUGGUUGGGCUCCUGUAGAGAAGAGCGAGAACCCAAGGUGGAGUCUAAAGGCGCUCAAGGACCCGGAGGGCAGCAGGAGAAAGGCGUAG